AUGAAAGCCGGCGGAGGGGCGGCGGGAGAGGGGGAGCGCCGGGGGCCGUCGGGCGGUGUCGGGGAAGCGGAGGGGGGGGUGCUGCGGAGACGGGACCGCACGCACAGCGUCAACACGGCCUUCGGCGCCCUCCGCCGGCUCAUCCCCACCCGCCCCGCCGACCGCCGCCUCUCCAAGGUGGAGACGCUGCGCCUGGCCUCCAGCUACAUCUCACACCUGGCCAACGUCCUGCUGCUCCAGCGGCGGCAGGCGGAGGCGGGGGGAGACCCCCAGCCCUGCCCGAGGCCCGAACCGCCGACCCCGCCGCCCGCCGGGCCCCCGGCCCCCCGGCACAUCUGCACCUUCUGCCUCGGCGAGCAGCGGAAGCGGCACCGAGAAGGAGAGAAACCGCUGUCUGGUCCAGCUUUAGGUGGACACUGAAUGGGCUGAGAACCUGGCACGAAUGUACCACUGCC
Calidris pugnax (ruff) is the source of this 455-nucleotide messenger RNA. Its product is annotated as basic helix-loop-helix transcription factor scleraxis-like. Gene Ontology annotation, molecular function: DNA-binding transcription factor activity, RNA polymerase II-specific; protein dimerization activity; RNA polymerase II transcription regulatory region sequence-specific DNA binding. The record is from RefSeq and is a predicted model, not a curated record. The coding region runs from base 1 to 420 and encodes 139 amino acids. NCBI's taxonomy places the organism in Eukaryota, Metazoa, Chordata, Aves, Charadriiformes, Scolopacidae. The transcript has 3 exons. Gene Ontology annotation, biological process: developmental process; regulation of transcription by RNA polymerase II.